CCCUCAGUCUCUCCUGCAGAGCACAGACAGACAGACAGACCAGUCUGUGUGUGGCCGCAGCAGGGUCAGUCUUGUUAUGCGCCGCGCUGGUAUAAGCUCAGCCUUCGAAAUAUCAUAAGAAAUAUGUGAAACAUGAACGAAGGGAAAUUAGUUUGAUUUUAUAUCUAUAUAAAAAGAUUUUGGAUGCGGGCACAUAGGCCUAUGCUUGCCCUGUGACCAAAAAAAAGGACCAAACAAAAAAAAAAAAAAAAGAGAAAAAAUGUGUAAUGUUGUUGUCAUCGUCACGAGAUGGUGGCUCAUGUGGUUCCUGGUGUCCGUGGCGUGCGUUAUGUGCCUUCUGGGAGCCAACCUCUCACCGUCGUGGCUCAUAAGCCACCCUCCGACGAAGACGACCAAGGCUCCUCUAACGACCACAGCCGAGGAGGAGUUUCAGGCGGGAACGACCUCGGCUUCGGCCCAAAGCGAAGAAUUUGCGUCCUCCCCCAACCCCCCUGGCCAAGAGCAACCUUCCCUGGGGUUAUGGAUAAGGUGUACUCGGAUGGGGAGACAAACAAAGAGCAACCUGCACUGUGGUGUCUAUGCUACGAGCGUCCCUGACCUACCUCCUGCCCAGAUUGUAGCACUGGUUGCAAUUGUGUCUGCUACAGCACUAACAUCACUAUCUUGCAUUGGCAUCUUACUAGCCACAUGCAUUCGCGUAGUUAAGGGAGCCAGCUGGUUCACCAUCAUUGGUGCCUUACAAGCAGUUGCAGGUGUCUUGAGUACUGUGGGAGUGGCUGUUUUCCCACUGGUAUGGGGAUCUGAACGUGUCAAAAAUAUGUGUGGUGAUGGGACUGACAUGUAUCAACUAGAGCACUGUUCUGUAGGUUGGGCUGUGUACAUGACUCUUAUUGCAAGUGUAGGGCUCUUGCUAAGUUGCUGGAUGUCCUCAGUUGCUGCUCACACUACCACCACCGAACAAGUGACCACUGAAGUUGACAAAGGGAAAAAUGUUGUAUGCCUAAUCUAAAUGCAGCAGUUUUACGAACUUACGUAAUCAUAUAUAAAGAAAAUUUAUCUCAUAAAUUUGUAUAUGUCAAUGAAUAUUUUAUUGCAAACCUAUGUACAUUUUACAAUUUACUGAAAUCAUAAAAUUUAGGAAUGCUUCCAAUGCCACAGCCAUAUGAUCAUUGAAUAUGUUCACUAAUUCAAUUAAAAAAUUUACAUACUGGAAUGAGGUUAAUUCACAAUUGAGGCCAGGUUAGCUGUGCUGCCAUGUGGGGACACUUGUUACUUCCAAAUUUGUAUAGAUGUAAGUCAAAGAGCUGGGAACAAUGUACACCAAUACUUUUAAAGAUAAAUAUUUAUUUCACUUAUUUGAAUAAUAGAAGAAUUCAUUAGGUCUUUUUCAUUGGUGCUUUAAGACUGGAUUUGUUCCGCAAAGCAAUUCAUCUUUGUGAGAUUUUUAUAUUACUGCACUAACGAUGCUUUAUUACAGGCUACCAAAGUGAUCUGGUAAACAGUUCUUACAAGAACUUUCAAAAUCUGAUGAGGUCUUAUAAAACAACUUAGUGAGAUCCUAUUCAUGACAAAUCUCGCAAAGCAAUAAAGUCUGUCAAUCACAAAAACUACACCACAGAUACCUAAAUGUCAGUAACAUGGGCAGUACAGUUUUCACCUGGUUUGGACAACCAUUUAGAAUGAAAGGCAGUAGUACUACAUUUUUGUGUUGGCAGUUUAGCUUUAAACAUCUGUUGUGAACUUCCCUUUUACAUUGUUGCUCAUUGAUGUACAAAUUGUUAAACUAAUAAUUCUGCUUCAUGUACAGUAUGCAAAGAAAUCCAUGAACCAUUGUACAGAGUAUGAACAGAUGUUUUCUAUAUAUCCUGGAUUUACACCAUGAAAAAAUUGAGAACAACCGAGUCAAAAGCAAACAUAUACUACUGUAAUUAUUAUUUAAUAAUGGUAACAGUUCAACCAGGAUACUAAGGUAAAAUUCUAAACUCUCACAGAUCUGGUCAGAAGUGCUUAUUCUCAAUGAACAUAAUAAUCUCAUUUCAGAUAUAGCAACUACUUGAAAAAUUAUUAUUAUUGCUCAAUAGAUUGAAAAUAUUGACAAUUUUAACAAAAUUCCUUUUAAUAAUUUGCUUCCAAUCUCAUAUGCAUUGGUGUAUAGUACAGUAGAAUGGAAAAAAUAGAAAUGGGUUAAGACAUUAUCUUUAGGUCACCAUUUUACUAACAAUUAUCUUAUUUGUUUUUGGUGUGCAUUUACUUAUGCUCGGCAGAGAUCAUCAGUUUUCCACAUUAAUAUGCCAUUGCAAUUGAAAGGAAAACUCAGAAUUCCUAACUUGAUUCUCAACAUCUGUUCAAUCUCCAUGUAUUCCCUAAUGUAUACAGGCAGUCCCUGUUUAACGGCAGGGGUUCCGUUCCCGGCUGAUGCUGCUAACCGAAAAUCAGGAUUAACAGCACUAAAUAAUUGCUUAACAGCGCUGUUAACCGGACAUCGGCACCGUUAACCAGAGAUCGGCGCUGCUAACCAAACAUCAGCACAGAAAAUCUAGUUAAAACCAUCGCUAGACAAGCCUCGUAAAACCAGAUUGCUGUUAACCGGCGCUGCUGUUAACUGGGGGCUGCCUGUAGUAUGUUGUUUGAUGAUAUUGUAUCUGGAAUCUAAAUCUACAAGUCUAAAAGUAAAAGAAUAUUUUUCAUUAGUAAGCAGGUAAAGGCAAUCAAGCAAAUAAAAUCGCUACCUAAUAUUGUAAUUAACAGUAUUAUUAGUAUAUAAUAAGUGUGUCUUAUAAGAAAUAUUAUAGCUUUACAACAAAGUUUUUGAAUCAAAUUUGACUCUUGUAUCAAAAUGGAUUGUAUAAGGUCUGUACUUUAAUGCUUACUGAAGUUCAUUGGCCAUGGUCACAAUCAGAUUACUCUCUCCUUUCUAGUUUCUUUUAGUAAGUACUAAACACAACUUUUCACUUAAUCAAAAACCAAAUAUACAAUUUGUAGUUAGUGUUAUCAUUGUUAGUUUUCCAAACAAGUUUGUGAUGUUUCUCUUAGUGUUGAUAUCAUUGUUAAUUCUCCAAACAAGUUUGUAACGUUUCUCUAAUCACAUUUUGCAGUUAAAAUUUAACAGUACCUAGACUGUUAAUUGCAAAAUAUCUGCUAAAAAUUCAAAACUUGAUACCAUUCUUCAAAAUUUAACAGUACCUAGACUGUUAAUUGCAAAAUAUCUGCUAAAAAUUCAAAACUUGAUACCAUUCUUCAAUUAAAUUCCUAUUAUAAAGAGGGAUUCAUUGCACAUUGCAAUUCUCAAUUCUCUGUACAUAAUUACGUACAAAAUAUAAUUUUAAGCUAUC
Molecule: messenger RNA, 3332 nt
Organism: Macrobrachium nipponense
Lineage: Eukaryota; Metazoa; Arthropoda; Malacostraca; Decapoda; Palaemonidae
Product: LHFPL tetraspan subfamily member 2a protein-like
Exons: 6
Coding region: 260-1009 (249 amino acids)
Cellular component (GO): membrane
Source: RefSeq, a predicted model, not a curated record